AUGUGUGAGAUGUCCCCAGCAAAUAAGCAAUGCUCUGAGUUUGGCCACGUGAAACCCAUGCUGCCUAAGUUGGCCACAGUGCUACGACAAGAGCUAUCAGCAGCUGAGGGGUAUCAGCAAUCCCUGCGUUAUGCUAAAUUCAAGCCAGAUGGACAGGGCUUAAUAAAAUUGCCACCACUUGCUAAUGCUCUGCCGGGAACUCCGUAUCCGACUAAGCCCGUAUCAUAUGUAACACCUGAAAGCAAUCCAAGAGGCGUGCAACCGUAUGGCGGAAACACACUACUAGCACAAUCCUGGACACCAAUUGGUGCGAAUACAGCGUCCGCGUCCCCAUCUAAAUCUCCUAACGGAGAGGCUUCGGACGAACAGAGAAAGUUGGUCUUACGAACCCCAACUGCUCCAGAGAAGGAUUUUGGGUCACCGACUGUUAGCACUGACGUAGUGAAUGAGGCCAUUGCUCCUAUAAUAUCAAACAAAAACGCCAACAGCAAUGCUUCAUCAACCAUGUCAGGGAAUAAUAAGCGGUCCUUUGCAUUCAUUUCACAUUUCCUAGACACAUUCUUGUCUCAGGAACCCUCGAUCGACAAUGCACCACUGGCAAGGCGCAAGAGAAGAAGAACUUCUAAGCAUGAGUUGCUUAUCCUUCAGCAAGAAUUUGCUCAGUGUCGGACACCUUCUAAGGAGAAGCGUAUAGAACUAGCAAAUCGAUGCAACAUGACGGAGAAAGCGGUUCAAAUAUGGUUUCAAAAUAGAAGACAAAGCACUAAAAAGAAGAUCAAGGAUACGACAGAACAGUUACCUUCAACUCCACUCUCAGCCGACAAGCUUGCAAAACGGUCUAGUUCACCAUUGGAAGACAAAACUCUUCGAGAAUCGUCUGUUGAACCAAUUCGCGUUGUACAUUCUUCGUCUGCUCAACUUAAAACACCCAAGAGGCCCAAUGUUAAACAUUUUGUUGCCCUGAGCAGUAUUGUAGCGACUGCUAAGGGACCAAGUCCCGAGGCCUCUCCGUGUCCUACUUCUCAAUUGAGUAAAGGACAGGCAUUAACCUUUAGAUUACGAUCCAACAAACAGUUAACGCCUGUACAGACAUCACCUAAUAACAGAGUUAACAAAUUGAUAAAUGGAGCUCUUAAGGGAGCCUCAAAGGCUACGGAUAUAAACUCAUUCUCUGCAGUAACUCCAAAGGCUCAUAAGUAUAAUGGCCGGACUGUAUUGACACCGACGAACAAGAACAAGAUAAAUACGAUGCUGAGAGGCAGACCUCUUAAGGAGCUCAAUAUUAAUAAACUAAAUACUUGA
Eremothecium sinecaudum is the source of this 1302-nucleotide messenger RNA. Its product is annotated as HFL238Wp. Gene Ontology annotation, biological process: regulation of transcription by RNA polymerase II; cell differentiation. Lineage: Eukaryota; Fungi; Ascomycota; Saccharomycetes; Saccharomycetales; Saccharomycetaceae. Gene Ontology annotation, molecular function: RNA polymerase II cis-regulatory region sequence-specific DNA binding; DNA-binding transcription factor activity, RNA polymerase II-specific. The transcript has a single exon. The coding region runs from base 1 to 1302 and encodes 433 amino acids. The record is from RefSeq and is a predicted model, not a curated record.